AUGGGAAAUUCGAUGAACAAGGAUAAAAGUGAAGAAGCUGUAGACGGAGGACAAUUAGUACCACACGGAAUGUAUAAAGGGUCUCAAGAUUGGGACUAUAGGGGUGUCCGUAAACUCAUCAUAGAACGCAAAUUGGCACCUUUCUAUAAAGGGCUUGCAGACCAUGACGAGAGUUGGGACGAAGUCACUUUGACAACCCACAACCUUCCAAAAAAUGGAAAAGGUUCAACAAUUAUUGAGGAAUGUCAACCAAUAAAACGUGCUACUACAUCAAACACAGUAGGAUCAACCAAAGGCAAAGAAGUUUCUACAAAGUCGUUGGAAACACAAUUAUAUAAGGGAGCAGUUGAAUGCCCUAUUUGUUUUUUGUAUUAUCCGCGAAAUAUUAAUCAUUCCCGAUGUUGUGAUCAACCAAUUUGUACCGAAUGUUUCGUUCAAAUAAAGCGACCCGAAAGUGGGACAUUAGGUGCUAAUAAUUCACCUGCUGUAUGUCCUUUCUGCGUUGAACCCAAUUUUGGUGUUUGUUAUAAACCUCCUUCAUUCAGUACCGGAAUUGGAAGUGAAAGUAUGCCUACUCCUAAUUCUGGUAUUUCCUUGCUACCUACAUCGUCGUCUUCAUCUUCACUUAGCGUAUCUGAUGGAAAAGCACGACGGAAGAGUGUUAGUCAUAAAAAUCCUGAUGUUGUUACUACCGAUCAGAUUCGACCGGAUUGGGCCAUGCGCACACUUCAACCUGCACGUCAAUCACCAGGUGCGAGACGACCUUCAACUACGACAUCGACUAGUAGGCGUGUUUUAGUUCGUCCGAGUGGAGGCAACAAUUAUGUCAGCUCCAAUACACCACCAGCUCGACGUAAUAAUCCUUCUACAAUUGGUGCUCCACCUCCUGCCGAAUAUGGAGGAUAUUGGGCAAUGAGAAUGGGUACUGAUUUAGAAGAAUUAAUGGUCAUGGAAGCUAUUCGAUUGAGUCUUAUGGAACAGGAUGAAAGAGGGAGGAGAGAAGCGGAACAAAGAGAAAGUUCGGAUAGAUCACAAGAUGAAAACCCUGAUAUCAUCUUCUCUUCUGAAGAUUCCACGUCGGGUACAAUUACAAUUUCGCAUUUAUCUAGUAAUGAAGGUGGCAUUGAAAAUGUCUCGCUUGAUGGAAAUCUGCAAGAAAAUGAUUGCAGAAAUUCUAAUGGCGAUGGUACACAAUCAGAAAUUGAUUCACAUUUAUCACGGGAUGUACAAAUAUAUCAUCUUAUUGAUGAGAAUGAAGAGGAUUAUGAAAUUUCAUCAACUUCACAUUCUCACAAUAAUAUUUCAACCACGCCAAUAAUUACAAGUACAGAAAGUGGAACGAUAACGAGCGCAUCUGCACCAUCUUCGUCAACAGGAUCAUCAUCGCCAUCUACAAAAGAUUCGACAACAACAAAUUCGACAACAGAUUCUACAACAAAUUUGACAAUAAAUUUGACAACAAAUAAGACAAAUGAUGUGCUAGUCGACCCAUCACCACCGCUAUCAUUUUCAAGAAACAAUAUUUUAACGGUGGCAGAAACAACAGAAGUGUCCGAAGGUUCCAGCGAACAAGAGAAUCCCCCAUCAUUUGACAUUACCCACAGAGAUGAUGUAUUGUUAUCUUCAGAUGAACAAGAUCAAACGUCAGAGAAUGCAAAUGAUAUAAAAAAACAACCAGUAAUUAUUUUGCCAAAUACAUCAUUAGUUGAAGAAGUAAUUGAGAGGGAUGGUGAUACAAGAGAUGCAAGAAGUGGUCAAUGA
This is a messenger RNA of Diversispora eburnea, 1761 nucleotides long. The record is from the annotation of a GenBank genome assembly. NCBI's taxonomy places the organism in Eukaryota, Fungi, Glomeromycota, Glomeromycetes, Diversisporales, Diversisporaceae.